AACUCUCGAGAAACGAGUUCUCGCGGCCGGUCGGUUUUGAACUCGGUCUCCUUAGAUUAUCACCAGCGCGACGCGGGUUCUUUGUCGUAGUUGUCGUUUUGCGUCGUCGUCGUCUUUGCCGGGAGAUUCUUUGCAUGGGAGCUUGAUUUUUUGAGGGUUUGAAACGCGGAGUUUGGUUGACCGGCUUGGGUGAUUUGUCCACCAGGGGACGCCCGUGGCCAGUCGGUUCCGGCCCAGGUGCGGAUCAACGGGGUGAAUUCGUGCGUUGAAGGUGCAGUUGUUUGUGUUUUUUCCCGUGUGUGUACGAGGGGUAUCCUGAAAGGCUACUUGGAUGCGGUUCUUUGAGGGGUGUUUGAAGUGAAAUGUUUUUAAAUUGUGAUUAUAACAUGUGAAGAAAGUUCGAGUUGGUUCAACUGGUCAACUGUGGAAAGUUUUGUGAUCUCAAACGAGAAAAAAAGGUUAUCAAGGAAGAAAAAGAUUCAAAAUUUGCACACUCUCGCUUUUCGCGCAAGGAGCGCUGCGUACGAGCGCGUGUGCCGCUGUGUGCGUACGUCUUGCGUACCGUCGUGGUGUGAGUGAGUGAGAAUAAAAACAACCCGCGCUCUACAGCAGGGAGAAACGGAAGAAUCGCGCGAGAGCCUGGUCUACCUGGCGGUGAUGAUGUCAAAGGCCCCCAGGAUGCCCAUGUGAGCGAAUCGCUUGAUGAUUGAUAGUAGGCGCUGAUUUCGCAGAUUAAGCGCGCAAUUGGAGAAGAUUAAUCGCGUGGGGCACAAUUUAAAAACGCGCGCGAUACGAGGAAGAGCAUCGAUUUGUAAGCUGUCUAUGUGUUAGUGUAGAUUGUUAUUUAAUCGAGUGAUAAGAGAGUCCUGAACCCGCUCACCUUCUGAUAAGAGCGCGUGGGUGGUAAUUUUCAUCUGCAUCACCUGGGGAAGCAAAAGAAAGUUCUGCAAGUUCACAAUGUGCGACAACGGUUCCGUUGAGUGCGUGGCCAGUUCCGUGGGAGCCAACGGUACAGGGGCUAACAAUACCGCCAACGGUCUCCUAGUGGAGGCCAUCAAUCCGGUGCUUCACAUGGCUAGUUCGCUGUCGGCGCCCUCGAUGCAGCUACAGGCGGUGCAGCAGCAGCAAGUUCAAGUGCAGCAGAACGAAAUGGUAUCAGCACAUGACCUGGCCAUGGAGAACCACUGGUUGAGGGAGAAGUUGAAGGAGAUAACGGCGGACCGGGAUCGGCUGCUGUGCGAGGUGGCCAAUCUGCGGCUGGAGCUGGACAUGGCGGAGCUGAAGCGACUGCCGGAAGACAGGUAAUUGCAGAUAAAUUGUUGGUGCUGAAACUCAAAUAACUAAAUCAAGUAAGAAAGUUCUAUUAAAUCGCAUUCCCAUAUCACGUCAAAUAUCUAACUCUGAAUGGCGCCAAAACCUGUUGCCUUUUAAAUCUCCACUUUUUUCCACCCUCCUCUUGAAAUAACUUUUCCUUUCAAACACUCUUGAAGAGAGUGGCAGAGCUUGAGAUACGCACCAGAAGCGCAUCUCUCAAUGCCAUAAAAGAAGAGGCUUCCCCGCGUUCGAUCUUGAUGCGACUGAAUAAUCUCGGCUCAAUGGGAACAACAACAAGAAAAAAAACACACACACAAAAUGCAGGAACUUGAGAGAAUGAAAAAUAAGUAUCAUCAUCGACAUUGACCGGCCGGCGAAAUCUCCAUGACUGGUGGAAAAAAAAGAACUCCUCUUUCUUUGGAAUGCAUUUGUUUGGGGUUUUGUUACUUUUUUGUUAGAGUUAUUUAAAUGAGAAUCCUUCUUCUUCUUCUUCGCCACAUAUUUAGCAUAAAUUCAGGAAAAUCAUAACUUGCGGAAACGUUUUCAUGCUAUCUUGUCGUACGUCGCUUUUUGACGUUCCGAGAAAAAUGCGUUUUGACAAUGAAUAAACCAAAAAUAGAGCACGCAACGUAAACAAUAACAAACACGUUUUGUUUGGUUG
Molecule: messenger RNA, 1975 nt
Organism: Culex quinquefasciatus (southern house mosquito)
Lineage: Eukaryota; Metazoa; Arthropoda; Insecta; Diptera; Culicidae
Exons: 2
Coding region: 958-1305 (115 amino acids)
Source: RefSeq, a predicted model, not a curated record